Messenger RNA from Populus trichocarpa (black cottonwood), 630 nucleotides. RefSeq names its product DNA polymerase delta subunit 4. Gene Ontology annotation, cellular component: delta DNA polymerase complex. The coding region runs from base 110 to 478 and encodes 122 amino acids. The transcript is spliced from 2 exons. Gene Ontology annotation, biological process: DNA synthesis involved in DNA repair; DNA-templated DNA replication. Gene Ontology annotation, molecular function: DNA-directed DNA polymerase activity. NCBI's taxonomy places the organism in Eukaryota, Viridiplantae, Streptophyta, Magnoliopsida, Malpighiales, Salicaceae. The record is from RefSeq and is a predicted model, not a curated record.
UGCCUUUGGUGAUCUCUCUCUUUAAAAGCACUCUUUUCUCUCUUCCUCCCGACAGAACCAGUAAAAUAUAUUCGAAAUUUGAAAUUUGAAAUUUGAAAUUUUGAGAGAGAUGGCAACAGCAUCAAGCAACAUGAAGGGUUUCUACAGGCAAAAGAAGAACAAGAAUAGUGGUAUCACAAAACCAACAUCGUCCAAGAAAUCAUCCCUUCAUCACAUUGCCUCUCUUGGCUCCGAUAUUACACAACCAACUGCCCAGGUUUCCCAUGGCUCUCCUGAUCAUAAAGAUUAUUAUGACGAACAUGAGGGACUGUUGAGACAAUUUGACAUGAACAUGGCAUAUGGGCCGUGUCUUGGGAUGUCUCGGCUUGCACGUUGGGAGCGUGCUCAACGUUUAGGUCUAAACCCACCGAAUGAAUUUGAGGGACUGUUGAAGGCUGAAAUGGUUCAAUCAGAAUGCUGGUGGGAUGGUCGCGUUUAGAAGUUCUAGUAUUAUGCUUUGGUGUAACAAUGGAAGCUAAUGUAUGACUGCAAGUUGUGCUUUUAAUUUGUAGUGUUCUGUUCAGCCUCUGGCUGUGUUAGUGUGAACUAGUGAAUUUGCUGAUCUUAAUCAAAUGCUUUUCUUGACGUAAA